Molecule: messenger RNA, 6363 nt
Organism: Linum tenue
Lineage: Eukaryota; Viridiplantae; Streptophyta; Magnoliopsida; Malpighiales; Linaceae
Source: the annotation of a GenBank genome assembly
AAGCAAGCAAACACACAACAAACGAACACUGGCAGAGCCAAUUUAGCCAAAACCUCAAACGCUCUCUGCUCUUGCCCCUCCACUGUACUUCACAAAGCUCACACACGGCCCCUUCUAGGGAGAGAAAGCAAAGCAAAGCAAAGCAAAGCAAAAGAACAACCAGAAGGGAAGAAAACCCCAUCACUCCGAUACAGUUCCAAGCUGCUUGAGGGUUCUCUGAUUUCUUUUAGGGGGUUGGUUCUCUUCCCAUUUCUCUCACCAACAAACAAUCCGCAAAAACCCACUAGGAAAGGUGAAGUCUUUCCUUUCCCCUCCCACCGGAUUGAAAAAACCACGAAAUGCAGGUUCCCUUUUGAAAGAACGACUCAACGAAGGAUCUCCCAAGAUCUCUCUCAUUCUCAUCCGAAACUCUUUGUGCAGGAGUGAAUAUGUGUAUGGUGGGACUAAGAACUGAACCGGUGGCUUAAGCUUAUUUGAAAGAAGGAAAUGGGGCCUGAUACAUCUCUUGAUUAUGCUGUGUUUCAACUGUCGCCGAGGCACUCGCGAUGUGAGCUGUUUGUAUCGAGGAAUGGGACGACAGAGAAGCUUGCUUCAGGACUUGUUAAGCCAUUUGUGACUCAUUUGAAGGUUGCAGAAGAGCAGGUUGCACAUGCAGUUAAUUCGAUUAAACUUGAAGCUGGAAAUCACAGAAAUGCUGAGACUUGGUUCACCAAAGGAACACUGGAGAGGUUUGUGCGGUUUGUCAGCACACCUGAGGUUUUGGAGAUGGUGAACACAUUUGAUGCUGAGAUGUCGCAAUUGGAAGGAGCUCGAAAAAUAUAUUCUCAGGGGGGUGGAGGCCAAGUGUCUAGUUCAGGUUUGUAUUCUUCUCCUGUUCUUGGCAACUUAGUUCCCUGAAGAUCAUAUUUCCUUUGUCUGAAAGAAACAAAGAUGCCAUAAUUUUUUCAGUAUUUUUUAUUUAUUGACUUAUGUUAAUGCUUAUCCCCAAUAAUAAAAACUUAGCGGUGGUUUGGUUUGCCUGAUUUUUAAAUUGGUGCAUUGUGAUCAAUACAUGUAUAACAUUAUACAUGUAUUGUUGAAUUUGGUUUAUUGUAGAUUACAACAUCUGGUACUUGUGAUUGUGUUUUCAAUAUUUAGAAGAUCAUCUUAUGCUUUUCAUUUUGAAAGUAAUGGUUGGAUUGCAGUAGGUUGUGGACAUCUAGAACUUGCCAUUUUCAGUUAAACAGAAGUAUGUGGAAAUGUUGCUACAUCACUAAAGAGUCUGGUUUAGGUGUAACAUGGUCUGAUCUGGCGUACAGAUUUUUUUGUAGCAAGGUAUGUUUAUUCUUUCCAUGAUAAGAAACAAGUAGAGGGUUGCUUAAAGCGCUCUCCCUUAUGGUUAUUAUGAUGAGAGUAUCUAAUGUAAUUUCAAAUGGUUCUGUCUUAAGCUUAUUUCAUAAAUGUACAAUACUAUGAACAAUUGGGAUCAGGAUCUCCUAUUGUGGGAGAAAGGAUUUCUCUAUGUGCAGUGUCUGGGUUAUAUCCUAUUCGUUGAUAAGGAUAAGGUGUGCCUGGUCGCAACUCAUGCGAGAUGAAUUUAUUAGGUACCGGAAAGAAAAGGACCCACUAGAGAUGGAAGGUAUUUGGUGGUUGGAACUACUUGGAAGUGUUUGCUGGUCAACAUUCGUGGCACUAUCUUGAAGAAGCAUGUUUUAGAUAUACCAUUGUGUUUUCUGAAACUUGAAUCAUUAUCGUACUUCAGUUGCGACAUUGCUUGCUUGAAAAUGAGCAAUGUCUUGGGAACUGUUGAUAAUAAGCCAGCCCUUGAGUGGUUCUGUGGAGGUUUUUACUAGGAAAAACAAUAGAGCGCAAGGUAGUCUAGCCUAUGGAACUUAAUGACAAGAGCAAAUUAGCCUCUCUGUCAGUCAUACAAUGGUGCUCUUGAUGGCUGAUAAUUCAUCAAAUCUAAAGCUUGGUGUGGAAAGUCCAUGGUAUUGAACUAUUGAUAGAGAUUUAAGAAAAAGUAAGAUUAAGGGUCUUUGUCGUCAAAGACUUCAAUGAUAUUUUCAUGUUCGCAUCAAUCACAUCUAUUAUGUUGCUGAGAUACAAAAGCUCUGUCCGAUUUGCUCUCUUUCAAUGUUUGCAUCUUUAACUUUGUGACACUAGACAUCUUGAUCUUAAUUUACACUGAUAUUUCUCUUGCACUAUAUUUUUUCGGCAAUGUGCUUGUUUACCCUAACUGGUUGAUUGAUAAACUGUCCAGGUGAGGGUGGUACAGGUUCCGUGGAAGGAGCUGAUGCAACAAAGAAAGAGCUUUUGAGGGCAAUAGAUGUUCGGCUGAGCGCGGUUAGGCAGGAUUUAGUUACAGCCUGUUCUCGUGCUUCAGCUGCUGGCUUCAACCCUGAGACUAUAUUGGAACUCCAGCUCUUUGCAGAUUGCUUUGGGGCCUAUCGUCUUAACGAAGCUUGUACACAAUAUAUCUCACUGUGCCAGAGACGAGUGGAUUUGAUCAAUCAGUUGAAGCCACGUGUCGAGGAUCAAGCUGUCCGGUCAUCAUGGGGAUCAGACAUGUCCAUUGAUGAUUCCAAUGAUGAUCCAAGUGGGUCCCACCAACCCUCUUUCCAAGGCAAACACCUUGCAGGACAAGAGCAAAGAAGCCUGGACACAACUAUCCGAUCUCAAGCUAGACAACAGACGUCUUCUUCCUCCCUUCCUGUACAGCAUCAGAAAGAGAAGGAAGAAGAGAAGAAGGAAGGAGCUAUUCCUGAGUCAUCACCUGGACUACCAAGCCAACCUUCCAGGCGACUAAGCGUUCAAGACCGGAUUAGCCUGUUUGAGAACAAGCAGAAGGAAAACUCUGGUGGCAAGUCAAUAUCUGUUGGAAAAUCUGCUGAGUUAAGGAGAUUAUCCUCUGAUGUGUCCUCUGCACCUGCGGCUGAAAAGGCUGUGCUGAAGAGAUGGAGUGGAGCUAGUGAUAUGAGCAUAGAUACAGGCAAUGACAGAAAGGAUGGUAACAACACGGAUAGCCCAUUGUGCAUACCCUCUUCAUCAUCUGCUGCAUCCCUAGCCAAAGCUACCGUCUUUCCUUUCUCCUCCGAGGAUAAUAGCAAGGACCUGAAAGAUUUACACGAUCCUAUUUCUGCUUCUGAAUUGAAAGAUCAGGGUGAGUUGCACACAAUUAGUGUUGGAGGGAAGGGCCAUGAGUUGGAGUUGAAGGAUAAUAAAGUUAACUGGAAUGAUCAAGGGGGGCCUCAGGCUGGGGCGGAGAAUAACAGUUUUCGGGAGGUGAGAUCAGGGGUCACAUUCGGUAGGGCAGACAGUUUUGGUGGAGAUAAAGAUCCUGUGGUGAUUGAAGGCAAGCCAAAUCAUUCGCGGCUUAGGGUGCCAGAUAGUGAAUUUGGGAAGAGAGUUGAAGACACCGAGGCAAAAGAUCAUCUCCCAAAUCAUUCACGGCCUAAGAGUCAUGGUAGAUCUCUUUCAGGGCAGUUUGAAGGUGGCUUAGGUGGGAGAUCGAAGAACUUGUUGCUACAUAAAGAGGUUGCAGGUGAUCAGUCUGCAUCUCAGCCUCAGUGGAGAUCCUUUAACAGCAAAGCCGAGCGAGCAGGGAAGAAGGAUUUUUCAUAUUCUGGGAGGGACUCAACAAAGGGGGAAAACCUUGAAGCACCAGCAACAGUGAAGAUGCAAAAACCAGUUUUUAGUGGGGAAGAACAGAUGAAGAAACUGGGGGAUGGAAAUGAUGAGAGUUCUGUUCCUUUCGGAAGCAGCAAACCAAUUAAUUUUGGUAAAAGGACCCCGGACCCUCAGGAAAGUAACCUUUCUGCACAAGCAUCAUCUAUUGAGCAAUUUCAAAGGGUACGACAAUCUAAAGGAAAUCAGGAGCUGAAUGAUGAGCUGAAAAUGAAGGCAAAUGAACUUGAAAAGCUUUUCGCAGAACAUAAACUUCGUGUUCCUGGGGAUCAAUCGAACCCCAACAGGAGAAACAAGCCUAUAGAAAUACAGAUUGAACAACAGAUGGCGACUUCGAUUCAGAAAAGACCAGCAGCAGCAGCAGUGGAGAGUUCUCCUAUACAUUUUCAGAUCAAGAAAGUGGAGCUUGAAGCAGUUGGAAAUAGUGAUACACUAGAGUUCAACACUCCACCUACAAAAAUGUUAGAUCAGCCAGACUAUAGCAGCUCAUUGAGAAGGAAUUUCUCUGACCUCAGUUUUUCUGAUGAUUCUAGAGGAAAGUUCUAUGAAACGUACAUGAAGAAGAGAGAUGCAAAACUGAGAGAAGAGUGGGGUACCAAAAGGGCAGAGAAGGAAGCUAAGUUGAAGGCCAUGCAUGAUAGCCUUGAUCGAAGUAGGGCCGAGAUGAAAUCUAAAUUUUCAGCAUCUGCUGAUAAGCAGGAUUCACGUGCUCGUCGACGUACUGAGAAGCUGAGAUCAUUCGCUGCUCAUUCAAGCGCUAAGAAACAGCAGCUCCCUACCGACUUAAUCCAAAGUGACGAGGAUGAAGAUCUCCCUGCCUAUUCAGAACAGUUUUAUGGGCAAGACAAAUCAUUUAAUGAGGCAGCUGGUCAGAACAAAAAGUUCACACCAAACCGGAAUGUGUCUUCAUCGACUCGGAUAGCUGCAGCAGCACCUGUUCCACGGUCAGCAGUGAAAAGUUCCAACCCGAGCUCUGGAAAGCGAAGAACACCAUCUGAAAAUCAUCUUGCCCAGUCAGUUCCAAACUUCUCAGAAUUCAGGAAGGAGAACACAAAGCCAUUUCUUGGAGCUGGCAAGACUACAAACCGCUCUCAGGUGAGAAACUCUCGCAGCAAGAGCAAUGGAGAAGAUGUACCACUAACAAAAGAAGAUAAUAAGUCACGACGUUCUCAGGCUUUGAGGAAAAGUACUGCCGGUCCUCCUGAGUUGAAGGAUUUGUCUCCUCUCACCACUGAUGCCACUAUUUUGGCCCCAUUGAAAUCUGAUAAAGAUCAGAUUGAGUCAAAGACUUUCUUGAAGAAGGGGAAUGGGAUAGGUCCAGGUGCUGGACCAGGUAUUGCAAAACUCCAAGCAUCAUCAGCUAUCUCCGAGACUUUGAGAAGUGAAGAUGAGUUUGAAGAUUCUGCUUUUGAAAUGGAGGAUGAUCCUGACGUUGCUAGGGAUGUAGCAGAAGAGGAGCUUGAGACAACUGAGGUGGAAGAAUGUGUGAAUGUUGAUAAUAAUGGUAAGUCAAGACUGAGUCAUGAAUCUGAGAAGAUGGUUAUGUCAGAAUCAGACAACAGUGACCCUCAAAGAUCUCAGCUCGAUAUUUCCUCAGUUGCUGAAUUGCCUGCAUCCGUGCCUUUGGCAUUCGGUGCUGUAGAAGAUUCACCUGCAGAAAGCCCUGUUUCAUGGAACAUGCACCCAUUUUCUUAUCAACAUGAGACCUCAGAUGUUGAUGCUUUUGUGGAUUCUCCAAUGGGGAGCCCCGCAUCAUGGAACUCUCACUCCCUGUCUCAAGCAGAAGCAGAUGCUGCUGCACGAAUGAGAAAGAAGUGGGGGAGUGCUCAGAAACCUGUUCUUGUUAGUUCAUCUAAUAACCACUCCCGAAAAGAUGUAACGAAAGGUUUCAAAAGGUUGAUAAAGUUCGGAAGGAAAAGCCGUGGGGAGACUUUGGCUGACUGGAUUUCUGCAACUACUUCUGAAGGAGAUGAUGAUACAGAAGAUGGGCGAGAUCCUGCUAGUCGGUCGUCGGAAGACUUGAGGAAGUCGAGGAUGGGAUUUUCACACAGCCAUCCUUCUGAUGACGGCUUUAAUGAAGGAGAAUUAUUCAAUGAGCAAGUUCAAGCCUUGCAUACCUCCAUUCCAGCACCUCCUGCCAACUUCAAAUUGAGGGAUGAUCAUGCUUCAGGAAGCGCAAUUAAAGCUCCACGGUCAUUCUUUUCUCUUUCAAACUUCCGUAGCAAGGGAGGGGAUUCAAAGACACGUUAAUAAGACAGCCAUUGGUUGGAGGGUUGGUCCAGCCCAGGAGAACCUUCAUGCAGCAAAUAUGAUGUAAAGAAUGAAUGGUUGGUACAAGAAGAGAACACAGAGGAUGGAUGAUACAGAGGGAAGAAAUGCCAAUUUUUGGUGGUGAAAUGUGUUGUAUAUUGUAAUCUGAACUGGAGAGAUCCCCGCCUAUUUGGCCAAGUCUUGUGAUUUUUGACAGUCUUCUAGGAGCAUUCUUUUCCAACGUUUUUCUACUACUACCAUGAUUUCAUUAUCAGUUCUUUGUCCAGCGUUUGUGUGAUCAAGAUAAGAUGUAUGUGAGUUUGUCAACUCUGUGUUUAGAUAAUAACUAUAUAUGGACCUUGAUGGUGGCAUUGGAGCAGCAACUAACUAACACAAUUUUUCAGAGGAAAAGCUUCGGUAAUUAUCCGAAAUGUUAUGUCUCCUAGC